Pygocentrus nattereri (red-bellied piranha) is the source of this 564-nucleotide messenger RNA. Its product is annotated as ladderlectin-like. The coding region runs from base 55 to 489 and encodes 144 amino acids. The record is from RefSeq and is a predicted model, not a curated record. Lineage: Eukaryota; Metazoa; Chordata; Actinopteri; Characiformes; Serrasalmidae. The transcript is spliced from 6 exons.
CCAGGAGACACAAACACAGUCACGAUCAGAGCGUCUUUACCAGCAGUAGCAGUCAUGAGUUCAGCUCUGUAUCUGGUCCUGCUUUUCUCAGCUCUGUGGACGCUCUCCUUCUGUGGGACUCGUCAGUUUCAUGUGGUGAAUGAAAAUAAGAACUGGACCGACGCUCAGAAACACUGCAGAGAGAAAUACACUGACCUGGCCACCAUUGAGAGCCAAGAGGAGAUGAACGCUCUGGUAGCUGUUCUCAAUGAGAAAACAGGCCAUUUCUGGAUCGGACUGAGACAGAAAGAAAAUAAGGACAACACUUGUUUCCAAGGAGCUGCAAGACCGCGGAUGGCCAGUGGGGUCAACCAGUGCUGGACGUGGUCAGAUGGGAGUAACUUCUCAUACAGCAACUGGAACUCUGGGGAACCAAACAACGCUGGUACUGGUAACUGUGGAGAGUUACGGAGUGCAGAUAAAUACAGAGAUUCCACUCAUCCUGAUUAAUCAGAAGAAGACAUGGAGAGAAGCUCUGAGCUACUGCAGAGUGAAUCAUGUGGAUCUGGUUUCUGUUCACACUGA